Molecule: messenger RNA, 5182 nt
Organism: Trichosurus vulpecula (common brushtail)
Lineage: Eukaryota; Metazoa; Chordata; Mammalia; Diprotodontia; Phalangeridae
Gene: CSPP1
Product: centrosome and spindle pole associated protein 1
Exons: 31
Coding region: 688-4395 (1235 amino acids)
Biological process (GO): positive regulation of cytokinesis
Cellular component (GO): microtubule; centrosome; spindle pole
Source: RefSeq, a predicted model, not a curated record
GUCCCGCGCGGCUUCUCCCUGAGCUAGAGGCGCCUCCGGCCAUUACCGGAGGCGCGGGGAUGCUGCGGGAGGUGGGGGAGCUGUCACAGGCAGAGGCUCGUGGGAAGAGGUGGCCGGACCUUUGGCGGGAGGCGUCCUAGAGCCGGCUCGGGCGUCUUCCUCCCUCAGUAAGAGUCCGCCGGGGUCCAGGGAGAGUUAGGCCGGCAACGGCUGCCCGGCCUGAGGCUCCCGACCCUGUCUUGGAGGGGAGUCGGGGCCCGGUGCCUGGCGGUCCGGGGCAGGCUGGGGCAGACCCAGGGCAUUCCUGGAGCCGGAGCCCGGCCGGGGCUUGGGGCUGGGGUGCGGCCGGUUUUGUUGUAACCUGGUUGCCUGACAACGUCGCCCGGGCUUCUUCCGGAGGCGGUGGAGGCUCAGCCGUGGAGGAUGCUGCCGCUCGGGGCUGCGCCCUGCGGCCACGACUGACCGAGUGACCCGCGGACCGAGCCUCGUCCGUCCUUCCUGCCGACUCGGGUGGGCGACCCCGGGCCGAGCGCCGGGCGGGGAGCGCAGCGGACGGCGCCUUGGAGAGGCUCCUCGGGGAUUCCUCCCUUGGGUCUAGAUUGGGCUCUGCCACUGUCUGAUGGAAAGGCGAGCGGCGACUUCGUGACGAGGCAUGGCCUGGGAGAGGUACCCGGCUGAAUCUGAAGAAUGGCUGAUAAUUUAGAUCAGUUUAUUGAAGAUCAAAAGGCUAAACUGACAAAAGACAGAGCUGAGUUGGAAAAAGACCCUCCUUAUAUUGAUAUAAAGAGCAAUGCUGUAGAAAAAAUUUCAGAAAACAGCAAAAUACUAAUCUCCAUGGCCAAAGAAAACAUACCACCAAACCAUCAAGAAAACAGAGGUUCUUUAGGGAUUGACUAUGGAUUGAGUUUACCACUUGGUGAAGACUAUGAAAGGAAGAAACAUAAGCUAAAGGAAGAACUUCGGCAAGAUUACAGACGAUAUCUUACUCAGAAAAAUUUUGUGGCUGCAACUGAAAUAGAUCCAUCUAAUCUGGGAGUAUCUCUUCCUAUUGCCGAGAGGUUAUCUGCCAAGGAGAGAUUGAAACUUGAAAGAAACAAAGAGUACAAUCAGUUUCUCAGGGACAAGGAAGAAUGGAAUGAAAAGUUCAGAGAAGUUGAGAAGAGAAAUCCAGAGCAUGAAAGUGAAGGAAAUAAAACCACUGUCAGUAAAGUUAAGUCCGAUUUACAUUCGCAAAUACAGCCAUCAAACAGAAAUCCAGAAGCGCCCCGAAAAGAUGUUUCAGGUCCAGAAACCUAUGAAGAGCUUUUAACUCAGAGACGAUUGGAAGAGGACAGAUAUCGAAGACUGGAUGAUGAAAUCGAGUUAAGGGAUGCAAAACCACAUAAAAAACCUAAUGAAGCCGACAUCGCCAAUAGAAAACACCACGAGAUUGCCAGCAAAGUUGAUGUUCCUGGUAGAAGAUACCACAGGUUUAAAGAAGAUCAAAAUUUUGGCAGACAAUAUUAUAGACCAAACUGUGGUCCUGAAGGAAGUGAAGAAAUGGACCCGAGGUUUAGAUACGAAAGCGAUUUUGAUAGAAGACCUUUGAGGGUGUUUACAACGGACAGGAUGUACAGAAACAGACGAGAGAGAGUUCCCCCUAUGGAAUAUGAGGAAGAUUUUCCAGAACAAUCAAACAUACGCGUUUCAUCGGCUGGAAAUAACAGUGUGCCAAAUAGCCAUCUUGGUGAUGAACGAUCAAAGUCUGCCACUGUUAAAACUGAGAGUCCUUUUGCAGGGAUGAUUUUUGCAAGUCAAGAUCGAGAUACUGUUCGGAGAAGGAAAGAAAAGUACAGACAAGAACUGUUGGAACAAAUAGCUCAGCAGCAGAAGAAUAAGAGACGAGAAAAAGAACAAGAACUCAGUGUUGCAGCUACUGGAGAAAUUGACCCUGAGAAAUCGCGGAAUGGAUUACUAACGUCAUUGCAGCUAAGUAAAAAGGAGCCUGAUAGACUGAAGCAGUUAGGUAUGAGCCCAAGAUAUUUUGAAAAGAAGCUUUCACUUUUUGAAGAGAAGAUUCCACCAGAAAGGCCCAAAGUAGCCUUCCAGACACCUCUUCCCACCUUAUCUGACCUGCCUAGGCCAUCUUUAAGUGAAGACUUUAACCAAGGGAUCAACACCACCCUUGGUGAAAUGAUGUCAUCCAGGAUUACAUCUCUACCUCCACCCCUACCCCCUCCACCUGCACCGUCUUUACUCAACUAUCGAACUCCUUAUGAUGAAGCAUACUAUUUUUAUGGGGCCAGGAAUCCUUUGGAUCCCAGUCUUGUAUAUUAUAACCCAGGAAUGAUGGGAAUACCUCCACCAACCUUUGCUAGUGCCCCUGAUACUUGUGAACCAAUCGGACCCAUUAUGAACAAAUGUAUUUUGAAUGAACUGAGCACUGUGAGUGAUAGAACAAGAACAGGAGGACUCAUUUUUGAAGAUAAACCAAGGCCUACAAAGGAAUCAGUUCAAUCUUAUCAAUAUGAGUUGCAGCAACAGAUACAGGAAAGAGAAGCAAGACGGAGGAAAGAGCGAGAGGAAAAAGAAGAAUAUGAAGCUAAACUUGAAGCUGAAAUGAGAAGUUACAAUCCCUGGGGAAAAGGUGGAGGGGGUGCUCCACUCAGAGACGCCAGAGGAAACCUGAUAACUGAUUUGAAUAGGAUGCACAGACAAAAUGUAGAUGCCUACCAUAACCCAGAUGCGAGAACACAGGAAGAUAAAAGGGCUGUUGUCUCUCUAGACCAAAAUUUAGCCACUACAAAUGCUGAGAACCCAGAAGAUCCUGCAAAUACAAAUUCAGGUCAAAUAGGUACACAGAGCUCUCCUUUUGCCCGGGGAAACAUUUUUGGUGAGCCGCUAACUGAGCUUCAGAUUAAACAGCAAGAAGCUUACAAGAAUUUUCUUCGUUUUCAGAUCGAGGAAAAGAAACAAAGGGAGGAAGCAGAGAGAGAGAAGCAGAGACGUGAAGAAGAGAAAGAAGAAAAACGUCUAGCAGAACAGAGGGCCAGAAUUCAACAAGAAUAUGAAGAAGAACAAGAAAAGAAAAGGGAGAAAGAGGAGGAGCAAAGACUAAAAAAUGAAGAGUUGAUACGGUUAGCUGAAGAAAGACGAAAAGAGGCAGAAAGAAAGAAGAAAGAAGAGGAAAAAAAACAUGAUUUACAACUUCAACACUAUUAUGAACGAAAACAAACAGUUGAAGAACAGAUAGCAAGGAAAUCCAGAUCGCCUUCUCCUGCAGUUCCUGCUGUUCAGAACAGAAUCAAAAGCAGAGUCCACAGACCUCCUUCAGUUGCAUCUACCAUGAUUCAUGAUCGCCCACGGUCCAGAGUGCAGUCUCCUCCUGUACCUGCCAGGAAAAACCAGCUUCGUGCAGAUGAGGAGAAAAGAAAUGUAAUUAGUGAAUUAUCAGAAAUGAGGAAACAGCUUCGUAGUGAAGAGCGGCGUCUUCAAGGAAAAUUGCUGCAGGUGGAUGGCGAUGAUGAAAGAAGCAUCAGGAAAAGGGAGAAGUAUCCCAUGGAUAUAUUUGAUAUGGCCAGGUUUCGAUUGCAAGCGCCAGUCAGAAGACCUUCUUCUAAGGGUCUAGAUCCUACUGCUCAGAAUAUUCGUGACUUUAAUUUUCUUAAAAGCAUGGAUUCAGAAACACGAGUUGAUUUGAGAUAUAUGUACCCUGAGUCUCCAAAAGAUGAUCAAACCUUGGAGAUUCAGCAGCAGGCAUUGCUGAGAGAGCAGCAGAGGAGACUGAAUAGGCUUCGAAUGAGAGAAAAUGCAGAAGUUGACCUUGAUGGAAGUGCUGGCAUUAACUUACGAGAUACUAGAAUGCCUAGGGAUGAAACUAGGGAUUUCCUGAAAAAUUCUCUUUUGGAAUCUGAGAGUGCUUUUAUUGGGACGAAUGGAGAAAGGUAUUCUCCUUUAGAAGAUGAUCAUUUACCUUCACAGAGAUUACAGUCUGCAAGGGAACGGAGAAGGAACCAGAUUAAAGACCUGGAAUCUGUUGUGCGUAUGGAUAAUUUUCAUCCUACUGUGCAACCUGAUGGUUUCUCCUUAAAGUCAGUAUCCAGUAUAAAUAUUGACCAGCUUAGACUCAGAAAUGAAGAACGAAUGCGAAGACUAAAUGAGCUUCAAAAAAAAGCUAUCGAUACAGAUGACGAAGUUUCUCUGGUUGAUCCAGAUGACAUUCUCAAGCACUUUACAUCCAGUGGUGGUGAAAGAAGACCCAGUUCUGUACAAACUGUAGCCACAGAGCCUUGGCUCCGACCUGGAACUUCAGAGACUCUCAAAAGGUUUGUGGUUGAGCAGUUGAACCAAGAGCAGCGUUCCUCUGAAAAUCCAUUACCUUUUAACUGGCAGGGCCUUUCUACAGCACAUGGUUAAAAAUAAAUCGAGACUGGAACCAGUUGUGCCUUUCAAGGUAAAAGUAAUGUUAAUCUGAACUUUUUGUCUUCUAGGCCUUAUUCCCCACCCCCAAAUAUCCCAUCUCACAUGGAUAGACAAUUUUUAACCUGUAAUAUACCAUACUAAAUGUGUACAUAUGUAUUUUUUUCCAUAUUUUGUUGCUUUCAUGUGUUCCAUGAAAUUGUACAGGAUGUAUUUUUUUUUUAAAAAGCCACCAUUACUGUUAAAUUACAUAAUGCAAAAAGUAUGGAAUUUUUUCACACAUUUUGCCAUAAAUUAUAGUAGUAAUGAAAAGUUCUUGUUUGUAACUGACUACCGUAUGUGCAUUAUCUUUAUUCUGCCUGUUACUAGGAUGAAGUGAAUAAAAAUUUAAAGUGUCUUAAUACAUGUAAAACUUGAAGACCCUUUGGUCAUGUGUCUAUAAAUGCACAACUUUGCCAGUGUCAUCAAUAUUCAGAAUCAUCUUUUAGCAAAUACUCCAGCAUGUAUGGUAGCUUUGACCAUUCCCCUUACUAGCUACAGCAAAGAUGCUGUUUAGUUCUACAACAUUUUAUAGCUGCUGACUCAUUUUGUAAGUAAAUGAUGGGGGCCAUAAUUGAUUUUGAUUGUGUUCAAUCAAUCAGUUGUGUACAAAAAUGAGCAUUCCACUUUUCUUUUGCUUCUGUUAUAUUUUUGGUGCCAAUGAAGGCAUUGUCUUAAGUUAAUGUCUAAUUUAUGGUAUGAUUUAACUACUUGUUAAUGGAAAUAAAGUUUUAUUUUAUUAUCA